This is a messenger RNA of Physella acuta, 4220 nucleotides long. RefSeq names its product endothelin-converting enzyme 1. The record is from RefSeq and is a predicted model, not a curated record. Gene Ontology annotation, cellular component: plasma membrane. Gene Ontology annotation, molecular function: metalloendopeptidase activity. Gene Ontology annotation, biological process: protein processing. Lineage: Eukaryota; Metazoa; Mollusca; Gastropoda; Physidae.
UUCCGCCUAGAGCGGGUCGUCACUGGAUGGCACUCACGGACAGUAACCUCGUCUAGUCAGACGUUGGAGUGAGUACCUCUCGGACAUGGUUAAAGGCAGCUUAUCGCUGGUUGAGGACGGCACGAAAAGCACGUGCAUGGGUGGAUCCUGCGCACUGAAGGUCCUGGCCAUCGUGCUCGGGGUGGUCGUUAUCGCCCUCGUCAUCGCCCUCGUCGUUGUCGGGGUCCGCCUCGGUGGGCAGACGUCAGAUGGCGUCGCCAGGAGUAAGGACGGGCGGCAGAUCUGUAUGACCCCCACAUGUGUGGGGACCAGCGCCUACAUCCUGGACAAGAUGAACCAGAGCGUCGACCCCUGCCAGGACAUGUAUCUGUACGCCUGUGGGGGGUGGCUCCAAAAGUCACGGCGACCCCUAGACAAGAACAAGUGGGACACGGCCGACGAACUGGCUGCUAAAAAUAACCAGAUCUUCCAGGAGAUUUUAGAGUCUCCUGGGGUGGACCUUCAGGGUCGAAGUUCAAGCGCCAUUGCUAAGGUCAAGGCCUUGUACAGAUCGUGUAUGAAUGAGUCGAACAUAAAAUCUCAAGGAGUCACUCGACUCUUGCAGAUGAUAGAUCAGAUGGGCUCCUGGACGGUGAGCACUACAGGGCUGACCAAGUGGGUCAACACGACCUGGAGCCUGGAGAACUCCCUGGUAUACCUGCACCAGUACGACAUCAACCCCCUCUUCAAGCUCAACGUCAAGAAAGAUUUCGAGAACAGCACAAAACACGUCCUCUUUCUGAGCCAGUCAGGCGUUUUGCUGACGUUCGCCAUGUACAACAACUCUGCCUACUUCACGGCCCUACUGGACACCUAUGUCCAGCUCGGCCAGCUGUUGGGUGGGACCCAGGCGCAUGUCAGACGGAAGAUGACGGAGGUGGCCGAGUUUGAGAAACGUCUAGCAGGAAUUUUUGAAAAACCAGAAGACCUUAUCAACCCUGCCAGUAUGAACAACAAAUUUUCAGUCAAAGAAUUCCAGAAUAAAAUCGGCCAAUGGAUGAACGUAAAAAACUACCUCAACAAAAGAUUCGAACUCAGGACGUUCAAGGACGAAGACGAGCUGGUAGUGGCGACUAAAUUUUAUUUUGAAAAAUUAAAAUCUAUAAUUGAUAGCACUGAUAAAGAAGUGCUAGCCAACUAUAUGGUGCUACAACUGGUCAUCCACUCGGCCGACUACCUGCCCGACACUUUCUCCGAGGCCAGUCUGGGGCUGCAGCGUGCCAUCUCGGGCGUGGGGGUACUCAGCCCCAGGCACGAGCGGUGCCUCCUCAAAACCCGAACCCACAUGGGGUUCGCCCUCUCCUCGCUCUACGUCCAAGGUCACUUCCGUGCAGACAGCAAGGCCAAGGUCGUCUCGACCUUGGAUGAGAUCCAGAAACAGUUUGUGGCAAACCUUGAUGACGUCACGUGGCUCGAUGACGUCACGAGACAGCGGUUGGUUGAGAAAGGAAACGCCAUCACGCAGAACGUAGGCUACCCAGACUGGAUCCUAGACCCGGUGACCUUGGACGGGUACUACCAGGCUAUUGAGGUCAAGGACGGGGAGUUUCUCUACAACUUUUUUAACGUGUCUUUCAGCGAGGUGGCGAAGGAGAUGGAAAAAUACGGCAAGCCUUACGACAGAUCGGAGUGGCACAAGAGCCCGGAUGAAGUCAACGCCUACUACGACAUGUACAACAACCACAUUGUGGUUCUGGCCGCCAUCUUGCAGCCGCCAUAUUUCACGCUCAGCUACCCUCAGUCUUUCAUCUACGGCACCAUCGGGAUGGUGCUGGGUCAUGAAAUCACACACGGGUUCGACAGCACGGGUCGAAACUUUGACAAAGACGGUAACCUUGGCAACAUUUGGACCGAGGCUUCUGCUCAAGGCUUUGGUCAAAACGCCAACUGCAUGGUCGAUCAGUACAGCAGCUACACUGUACAAGGCCAAAAUCUGCGUGGUACCCUGAACCUCGGUGAGAACAUCGCGGACAAUGGCGGCCUUAAGUUCAGCUACAUGGCCUACAAGACCGCGGUGACGUCACCUGAACAGGCCCUGCCAGGACUAGAACUGACAGAUGACCAGCUGUUUUUUCUUGGCUUUAGUCAGCUGUGGUGUGGUCACUACUCACCUGAAUAUGAGAUCACUUCCAUCCAGACCCAACGUCACACCCACAACCGUUACAGGGUGAUUGGUACCGUGUCUAACAGCCAAGAGUUCUCCAGGGCCUUCAACUGCCCCAGCCACUCGCCCAUGAACCCUGAGAAAAAAUGCCAGGUGUGGUGACCCAGUUCCAUCAGGAGCCAGGUGUGGUGACCCAGUUCCAUCAGGACGUUGCCAGGUGUUUUUAGAGGAGUGUGGCCAGACUUUUUUUGUCGAGACCAUCAACGAUUCAACAUUCCCUACUUAAAGGCUCUAACAAGUAAAACUAUUCAACAAAUCAAACUGUUAAAUAACAUCUUUCUUGAUGCAUAGAGAGUUGACUCUAACACACGCACAAUAAACUGGACUCCCCUCUCCCCCACCCGAAGCAGCAUAGAUUGGUCAGGCCGUCUGUUCAGACAAGUGGCAGCGAACUCUGGCCACCUGGCCACAGAACAGCCAACUCUGGCCACAGAACAGCCAACUCUGGCCACCUGGCCACAGAACAGCCAACUCUGGCCACAGAACAGCCAACUCUGGCCACCUGGCCACAGAACAGCCAACUCUGGCCACAGAACAGCCAACUCUGGCCACAGAACAGCCAACUCUGGCCACAGAACAGCCAACUCUGGCCACAGAACAGCCAACUCUGGCCACCUGGCCACAGAACAGCCAACUCUGGCCACCUGGCCACAGAACAGCGACUUGUGGUACGGCUGGCCAAUACAUCAUCAACGCUCGCUUCUCGUACGUCUGUAAAUAGUUUGAAUGUUUUAUACGCACGUCGUUCAAAUCCACCAUUUGUUCUUGACCAUCUAAAACGUGACCUACUCGUGUCACAUUAGUGACACUCUAUUUUUGUGGUUAUUUCCCUUUAACCGAUGCGAUUUAAUUUGUUAUGUAUUCAUCAUCUUAGUAUUUACGAUAAUUGGCAUUGUAAACAGAUUAAUUAAUAGUAAAGCAAUCUACUUCUGGAAUAGUUGUCAUACAAAGUGCGAAUUUAAAAUUUUGUAAACUUUCUUGACAAAAUUGUAUCAUGGAAACUAGAAAGUUCAAAGAUAAACAGAUAUUGAAAAUAAAUACAGUUCUAAAUAAAAAGCUGUUUAAAAUAAUUUGGAGUUAGGACGAGACGUACGAUUUAAGCCAAAAAAAUAUUAGUGACAAAUUAGUGUCUCCAUAAAUUAAAAGUCGUUGUUGGAAUAUUUUCCUUUUGCUGAAACACAAAUUUUGUUUAAACUUAAACACGACCCAACCUGUAGUGAAAAGGUAAAUGUUUUCUUUCUUUAUUUGUUAGAUUUUAUGCUGUCUUGUUCAGUUUCCAAAAUAUUCUUGUGAUAUUAUCAAAACUGGAUUAUGUUAAAAUAGUCUAUUACUAUGAGAAAAUAAUGUAGAUUCUAAAAAAAAGCGGCUGCUCAUGUUGCGGGUUAAUUCCCUUUAUAUUGUCUACCCUGUAGGGUAGAGAAGAUAUAGUACGUUAAUAAAAUUAAACCAUCAUGCUUGUUGGCUAUAAUUUCUAGUGGGCAUAGUGCUGACUACACCAUCCCUUGUCGAGGUUCAAAAACAUAUGAAGUCUACUUCACCUGCCCAAUGAAUCACUAGGAAUCUUGACUUCUGGAAUAAUCUAAUUGGGCGAAUGGAUCUGUUGUGGAUGUAUGUUUGUGUGAAUGGCUUAUUAUGACUUUUAAACGUAGAUUGUGAAAGUCCGUAUGUGUAUAUAUGUAUGUGUGUAUAUAUAUGUAUGUGUGUGUGUAACUGACCAAUAUAAUUAAACUUGAUUGUGUGUUAGAAGGUGGAUUCUAGUAACGUAACUCUCCUUUAUAUCCACUCUAUCCCAUAUAUCAUCUAUAUACACAAUGUCACUAUAUCCAUGCUAUCCACUAUGUCCAAUGUAUCCAUUCUACCCAAAUACUCUGAGAAACUGGUGUCAUAAAUUAAAUGUUUUGCACUAGUUGAAUGUUAUGUGUGGUUCUUAUAUCAGUUAAAUCAUUUGAAAAGUAUUUGCUUGUAUAUUUGAACACCUAUUUUAUUACUUUGUAUUUAAUAAAAUAUACAAAUGUUG